ACAUUUGGCAGGCUUCUUCACAAAAAUGGUUCUCUGAGAGCUCUCUCUCUCUCUCAUGUCAGAGUUUUCUGUGAAACUACAAACCUGGUAAAUGUCAAGACCGGGUACCGUACACAGUGACCAUAUUCUGGCGGGAAUUUUGAAUUUUUGCUUGAGGUCCCUUCAAAGUUCAAGCCCCAUUUCUUAAAAUGUUUCAGCUCCCCAUUCUUGCAUUUCACCACCAGACUUAUCUCAGAGAAACUUCAGAAAAGAAGGGGAAAAAACAUGGAGCACUGAAGCAAACAUUGUAAUACAAUGAUGAAUAAGAAAAGGAAAUUUCCCAUCCCAGAACUUCCAACCCACAUCAUCUUCGAUAUUCUCACAAGACUCCCAAUCAAAACCCUAUUGGAUUGCCAACUCGUUUGCAAAGACUGGCUUUCUCUAAUCUCGGACCCUCACUUCGCCAAGACCCACCUCUCGAAUUCCCCAAUCAGCCUCUUGAUCAAACCCAUCGAACACCACCACCGACAAAUCCGGCUAAUUGAUGUUAGCCUCCUGACCCUCCCUAACAGCCAUCCAGCGGAUGCCCAAAUGAUUUUCAAACCCAAAAUGCACUACCAACUUAGUAAAGAGAAAAUAGUGAACUCUUGCAAUGGUUUGAUUUGCUCUAAGGAUGACUCUUUUUACAUAACCAAUCCUAUCCUCGGGGAGUACAUUAGCAUACCCCUAUCAUCUCGUGCUGGGAAAUAUGAUGAUACCACCAGUGCUAUUGGCUAUAGUCCAUUGACUAACAAAUACAAGGUGAUACAAUUCUUUCUUGAACAAGUUUCCUUAAACACCGUUACUAUGUUGAGAACUUAUGAGGCAGAGGCUGAUAUUUAUACACUUGGUGAAGGGCCAUGGAGAAGCUUAGGGAGGGUGCCUUACCAUCUGCCUUGCUAUCUGCCUAAGUACUCGUUCAAUGCUUCCGUGAAUGGAGCCCUUCAUUGGCUGAAUUUCACUCCUAAUAGCCCGGAUUUCAUUUAUUGUUUUGACUUUGGUAAUGAGGAAUUUCGGGUUGUUCCAGAGCCUCGUGAAUUUGGUUUGGAGAAGAAGGCACUUCUGAAUAGUAUGAGUGUGGGUGUGCUAAAAGAUAGUCUGGCCAUGUGUGAUUGUUCUAAUCCUCAUCAUGUUGAGAUAUGGACGAUGAAGCACUACAACAUUCAGGAGUCUUGGUGCAAAGAGUUUGUUAUUGAGAAAUCGGUGACUGUUCAGGGACAAUAUUUUACGGUAAAAUAUUGUGAGCCAAUAAUGAUCCUAAAGAGUGGUGACAUCUUGAUGUUAGUUAACAGGAAUGCUCUUCUGCAGUAUGAUCCCAAGUUUGGUAGUUUCAAGAAUCUGAAUAUUUGUAAGAUCAAAUCAGCCAUCUGCGCGGUUGGUCAUAUUCCGAGCUUUGUUUCCCCCGCAGAUGUUGCGAAAGGUGAAAGAUGCACGGUGUAUUACAAGCGCAAACGCACUGAGAUCUUGGACAGAAUGUGGGAGCAUAUGAAGGGCCGGAGCAGUGGGUGUGCUGCUCAUCAGCAACUGCACGUUCAUCGUAAUCCAAAUGAUCCCUCGGGUGAGGAAUGUCUGCUAAAGUUGAAGAUGUUAUCGGGUAUUACAGAAGGAGAUCCUUUGUAUAUGUUUGGCGCGAUGAUAUUGGUCAAGUGUGACACUAGGAAGGAGUUUAUGGGACUGGCUAGUGAUGAAAUUAGACUAGCUUGGCUUAAGGAGAAGAUGAGGUGAAACAAAGCUACAGUUCUUCCAGCAGGGCAAAGUUCACCUUACAAACGAAGUCUUUCCACUAAAGGUGAAGGGAGAAAGAUCCAAACUGGUUUUUGCAUUUAUCAGAUGGAAUGGAUGUGCAAAGGCUAAACUUUUAGGAAGGAACAGAAGGUUUUUUUUUUUUUUUUUUUCUGAGGAAGACUGAUUGCUGCAGUACUUCAUAGCGUUGCUACGCAGGAGCUAUUUUGAACAAACUAAGAAAGCCGGGCUUUCUGUCAUGGCCAUUUCAAUUAUGAUAGCUUGUUCUAUAUGCUUGAACGAUGGUGAAUCCUAUUGCUUUUCCUUUCGGUCUUUACUGUGUCACCGCAAGCAAGGACUGAAGGAACCUUCAA
Molecule: messenger RNA, 2114 nt
Organism: Rhododendron vialii
Lineage: Eukaryota; Viridiplantae; Streptophyta; Magnoliopsida; Ericales; Ericaceae
Product: F-box protein At3g07870-like
Exons: 4
Coding region: 295-1743 (482 amino acids)
Molecular function (GO): protein binding
Source: RefSeq, a predicted model, not a curated record